Messenger RNA from Astyanax mexicanus (Mexican tetra), 1496 nucleotides. Its product is annotated as claudin-23-like. The transcript has a single exon. Bases 602 to 1336 code for a protein of 244 amino acids. Gene Ontology annotation, molecular function: structural molecule activity. The record is from RefSeq and is a predicted model, not a curated record. Gene Ontology annotation, cellular component: plasma membrane; bicellular tight junction. Lineage: Eukaryota; Metazoa; Chordata; Actinopteri; Characiformes; Acestrorhamphidae. Gene Ontology annotation, biological process: bicellular tight junction assembly; cell adhesion.
AAAAACAGAAAUACACCCCAGAAAAAUCAACAAAGAAAGAUAGAAAAAAAUAACAAAAUAUUUAGCUUAGUCGUCUUCAAGUUAAAAAGUAAGUAAACAAGCAUGCAUAAAACAAAACAAAAAUAACAUGCCAUGUAAAAACUGUAUAAAUAUGCUGUAUAAAAAACACAUAUUUUUACAUAGGUUAAAACUUGUCAACAAAUGGUACACGAUCAUCAGAUCCAUCGUAAAGGAAUAGCCUAGCAGGGCUGGUGUAGAGCUGUGGCUCAGCAAUGAAGUAGAGGUGAUCAGCAUUGCACAACUAUUUUAAGCAUUUCACUAGACUAUUUCAUCCAUCAGGUUAAUCUACACCUAUCAAACUCUAGUUGUGAGUAUUAUUAUUAUUGUGUUCCCUUGAUGCCAGCAGCAUUCACUGAGGACUGUAAUACAACGCUAUCGAAACUUGAGGCUUUAUUGAUGCAUUUGAAUAGCUGACCACGUGACGAUGGCCUUGGACCGUGGGAUUUAGAGGGAGCCACCCUCUCCAAGUUUCAGGAACAAGUCUCCAAACUGUAACCUCUUUCCACACCGAGCGCGCGCUGUAAAUCUUCUUGGGUGCACCAUGCGAACUCCUCUGGGUCUCCUGAUUGCCAUGGUCUUCGUUGCUUGUGGCUGGAUUUUGGACUUGACCACCACGGUGGCUCCAAACUGGCGAACUAUCCACAACAUCAGUGGGCACCCUGAGGACCUGGUGCUUCACCAGGGUAUAUGGGACAUCUGCAGGUCCUUCACGGCGUCUCGGGACGUCCUCUGUAACCACGAGGACAUCGAGUACUUUAACAACCAGAUCAUUGAAGUUGCCCGAAGGAUGAUGUUGGCCAAUCUGAUUGUGACCCUCAUCGGUCUGUGCGUGGUCACUAUCGGGACCCACUGCUGGACAAACAAGCCGAGGUUGUCGGUGGGGGCAUUGGGGGGGCUCCUCAUCUUCAGCUCCGGCGUGCUGGCCAUCAUCCCCGUGGCGUGGUACCACCACAUCCUGACCUUCAUUAACUCGCCGUCCAGCGACAUUCGCGUGGGUUACUGCAUCGUGUUGGGUUACACGGGUGGCAUAAUUGAGGUGCUGGCAGGAUUAGCGAUGUUCGGUGGGCUGUACCAGGGCCAGUGCCAUGGCGGGAAGAGCGGCGAAGGGGGAGCCGGGAACAUCGGACGUUCCGAUUCUCAACCGCACCCCAAAAGCGACGGACACGGGAGCGCGAGGAGAAGCCGCGCGAGCAGCGUGCCUUACGCACUGGAGUCCUUGAAACAGGAGGUGAACUUCUGGCGGGGGAAGACAUCAAGUGCCUCAAAGACGCUGUAAACAGGACUGCAAAGUACGUCAAUUUGCCUAAUGCAUUCAAUAAAGCCUAGCUGCACUAAUAGCACUAAGACACUUGAACCCAAGUUGCUUUUUAGUCAAUUAUAUUAUAUAUAAUUUAAUUAAAUAAAAAUUAAAUAAAAAACUUUGCAAAAUAUGUUCA